Messenger RNA from Thelazia callipaeda (thelaziosis nematode), 720 nucleotides. The record is from the annotation of a GenBank genome assembly. Lineage: Eukaryota; Metazoa; Nematoda; Chromadorea; Rhabditida; Thelaziidae.
AUGUCAGCAAUCCGCGCAGUAGAGACUACACACCAUUUUUUGGAUUGGCUUUCUUUUUUCGCGAUUGUGACUACGGUGUGCUUAUUUUUGACUGGUCUUGAGAUAUGUUGGCGUAUAAAGUCGAAGCGAACAACAGAUGGCGUAAGCUCGGCACCAUUUCACAUGGGUUUUGUUUCUGGACAGCUUUGGUUACAAUAUGGUCUUUUAAGGGAAAAUAAGACAAUAAUAACCGUCAAUUCGGUGGCUUCAUUGCUCUAUUCAUGUUACCUUCUCUUCUAUUUUAUUAUGGCACCAUCUGCUACAAAGAAACGAUGCAUUAAAUUAAUUUUUCUGGAAGUGCUUUUCUUGAUAAGCGUGCAUUACUAUGUUUAUUACUACGGUUUGCCUGUAGAAGACGCCCGCUCACAUCUAGGACUGUGUUGUAUGGUUUUCAAUGUUUUUAGUGUCGCUUCACCAUUAGAAGCUUUGCGCGAAGUUUUUCGUACUCGAUGUACAGAAACAAUGCCAUUACCUCUAUGUUGUUUUACUUUCCUUGUCACAAUGGAAUGGCUUUUGUAUGGUGUUCUUAUCGACGACUUCUACAUAAAAGUUGAUCAAUUUGUAAAUUUGGGUGUUUCAGUUGCCCAACGCUAUCGCAUCACUGAUUGCAUUUGUACAGCUCAUACCUUUUUUCUACUUUCCAAGAAAGCGAUACGUGCAGCCAUGAUGUCAAAUAUGUAA